Molecule: messenger RNA, 2434 nt
Organism: Pecten maximus
Lineage: Eukaryota; Metazoa; Mollusca; Bivalvia; Pectinida; Pectinidae
Product: serine/threonine/tyrosine-interacting protein-like
Biological process (GO): negative regulation of SCF-dependent proteasomal ubiquitin-dependent catabolic process; negative regulation of protein binding; regulation of ERK1 and ERK2 cascade
Cellular component (GO): nucleoplasm; cytoplasm
Molecular function (GO): protein tyrosine/serine/threonine phosphatase activity; F-box domain binding
Source: RefSeq, a predicted model, not a curated record
GACUGGAGAUAUGUCAUGAGAAGGCAGAUGCAAGAGAUUGUACCCAACCUGUACCUGGGACCAUAUGCAGCAGCCAUGAAAUCACAGCUCCAAUCUCUACAACAACAUGGCAUAACCCAUGUAGUGUGCAUCAGGCAGAGCAUUGAAGCAAACUUUGUGAAACCAAACUUCACAGAAUAUUUUAAGUACCUCGUAUUAGACAUAGCCGACUGUAUGACAGAGAAUAUCAUCAGGUUCUUUCCACAGGUUAGAGACUUUUUAAAUGAUUGUUUUCAAAGCGGUGGUAAGGCUCUUGUACAUGGAAAUGGUGGUAUAUCCAGGAGUGCUGCUUUAGUGAUAGCUUUUAUUAUGGAAACAUAUGGAUUAUCAUUUCGUAAUGCCUUUGUGUUUGUACAACAAAGAAGAUUCUGUAUCAACCCAAAUGAAGGCUUUGUCCAACAGUUAAUUGAAUAUGAACCCAUCUACAGAGCAAAAUUGAAUUUCCAAUAUGGUGAUAGAUCCAGAGAUAACUCUUAUCUCAAAAGAAAACAUCCCGACGACGACGAUUCCUCAGACAAUGAUUUCAAGGAAAUGAGGGUUGAUGAUGGAUGAAAAAAAUGAGAAAAAUAAUCAAAGACAUGAUGCCAGCAUGCCUGAUGGAGUCACAUGUAGCCUGUUGGGCGGUAGUGAAAAGGCCAUUCAUACCUAUGAUACAGCCUACUCAAUCAGAGGGAAUAGGACACAAACCAUCAAGAAAUAUAUAUUUUAUGCUAUAUCUACAUCUACUAGUCAUAACAACUGUGUUCCCUACCAUCAUUUAUAAUACAUGUAUUUACUUUAUAUCAGUAUCAUUAAACAUCACCAAUGACUCAAUUGAAUUUUAAAAAUGAUCACUGCAAUAUUCUUGUUUUUACAGCUAUAUAUAAUUUACUUAUAUGUUAGCAGUGUAUGACCAAAGAAACAUGUCUCAACCAAACAUUCCCCGACUUAUCUAUCCGAAUCGAACAUAUGUGAAUAUUAAUUUCUAAUCUAAAUAUUUCAAAACCUUAAUUUUCAAACCAAUUAUUUCCCAACCUAAAUUUCUAAACCAAUUAUUUCCCUACCUAUAUUUCCAAACCAAGCAUUACCUGACCUUAAUUUCAAAACCACCAUAUGUUUUCCACUGCGACUGAUUUGAGUACCAACUCUAUCUCAUAGUAUUGAGAAUUUGAGACUCAACAAGAUUUUAGAAAUGGUGCAUGUUCUUGACUUGCUUAAAUUGACUGUUAAUGCUAAAAAAAAACUAUGAAACACAGUACUUGUUGUCAUGAAUAUUUGCAUCUAUUAAUUGACCCAUUUAAAAAUAAUUUGUUCAUUUUUUUAAGAAGAAAAAUGGGCUGCUAGUUUACAUGACUUUAAAAUAUGCAGUCAGUUGGGAAAAUACCAGGUAUGAUGUUUAUUUUCUAGGAGUUGACUGAAAAUAAUGCAAGAUGCAUGACUAGUGUAAAAGUUAGCUUGAAAUAAUAGACAUAUAUUAAUAUGCAUACCAGUCAAGUUUCAGUUUGGGACUUAAUUGAACCUUGCAAAAUUUGGUUCCUUCAAAACUGGAGAUUUUGAAAAUUAAAUAAAUCAUUUUCCCUUAUCUAAGGUAUUAUCCUUUAAGUUAAGUUAUGAUAAGGUUUUUUUAGCAAAAAAAUGAUUGGAUUGGUCAUGUUUUCCAGUUUUUACUUUUUGAUAGGUAUACAUGCUUGUGCGUCAGUCUGCCUGGCGUAGUAUACCCAGUGAUAAAUACUUCUGUAGUAAUUAUUGUUAUAGGAUCUUAAUUGUCUUCCAUUGUCUAGACUGUGCCAGAAGUCAAUAGCAAAGAUCUUUCUGGAAUUCUGUGAAAGUGCCUUCAAUAUUCCCUACACUUACCAAAGAUGAAUACUUCCAGCAACAUCCACAAUUGGAUUGUAUGAUAUCACAAUAAUAUGUUCAAACAGACACAAGACCAUGAUAUAUUUAGAAAUAGUAAAUACACCAGACAAUUCAUGUAAGGCUAAAUAAGGAAAUUUAAAUAUAAAUUAAGAUAAAAUAUGACUAAAAUUGUUUCCAGUCAAGUUUAUCUGUUCAACUUGUAUUAAAGUACCUGGUACUGCAAGAGUGCAUAGGCGAUAUCCAAGUUUUCCAUAUUUAUAUAAUUCUAAGAAAGAAGUAGAAUUUCUCAGCUUUUUUGUUUGUUUUGUUUUGUUUUCUGAUAAACCAUUGAUGCAUUUCCACCAGCUUUAUGAACCCGACACAUCAAAUUAAUAUACGUACAACUUCAUUAAUUAAAUGUAGAUUGUAAUAUAUCUUAUCAGACAGUUACCAGUGAAAGGGCUAUGUGAAAAAAGUAUGGAAUAGUUUGUUGAUGUUGAAUAAAAUUUGUUGUACUAAAUGCACUGUAAAACAUCUGAUAUAAUGAGAUCUAUUGAGCAAUAAAGUUGAUGUUGAUCUA